Raphanus sativus (radish) is the source of this 2136-nucleotide messenger RNA. Its product is annotated as F-box protein SKIP17-like. NCBI's taxonomy places the organism in Eukaryota, Viridiplantae, Streptophyta, Magnoliopsida, Brassicales, Brassicaceae. The transcript is spliced from 12 exons. The record is from RefSeq and is a predicted model, not a curated record. The coding region runs from base 246 to 1616 and encodes 456 amino acids. Gene Ontology annotation, molecular function: protein binding.
UACUAUCAAAAACUCAAAGUUACAUUUGUAGAAAUUUUAUUUAUGACAAAACAAGUAUAUUAUCUUUUAAAAGAAUAAAAAGAUAAAUAUAACGUAGCCUAGUAUAUUAUCUUUUAAAAAUCUCGCUUCUGCUUUUCCAUACGCUUAAGCUUCCAAGUACCAGCUUCCGUUUCCAUGUAACGUAGCCUAGUACUAUAUAUUAGUCAGGACAGGAGAAAACGAAAUCUCAUUCAACGUUCGGUUUCAUGGAUUCUCCAUCGAACCCCGCCCAAAACCCUAGCUCCUUCCACGCCAAUUCGAUAAUCUCAUCACUCCUUUCGUUUCCAAAUUCCUCUCCGAACUCAAUCUCCUCCUCCUUCGAUCGAGAGCUCGAAAAAGCUCUCGCAUCUGCUUCCCAUGACGCCUCCGUUCAGGAAAAUCUCGUGGAUCGAACACUCCAGCUCGCAUCUCUUCUUCUAGAAUCCACCAAACGAUCCUCCCGCAAGCGAGCUCCCGCUCACAACUCCAGUUCCUGGUUCCUCCCUUCCGAACUCACCGUCAAGGUCUUUUCGAUGCUUGAUACAAGGUCUUUAAUGCAAGCGGCUACGUGCUGCAUAAUGUUCAACAAAUGUGCGAUGGACCGUUUUUCUUACGUCCAUGUCGACUUGACAACAUGUACUAGUCAUGUUGACAGGAAGGUUGUGUGUACUAUGCUCGAUCGGGCUGGAAAAGAGCUAAGAUCCCUCAAGCUUGGCAGUCUUGCUCGCCCACGUCGGUCUGAUUCUAUUCCAUAUUGGGUUAACGGACGUUUUCUUUCCACACACUCCUAUAAGUAUAAGUUUAUUUGCAGGAGUCGCUUGAAAAGCCUUUGGCUAUACAAUAUCAGAUGGGAGAACCUUACUCCCUUAUUCUCGGUGUUGUCAGUUUGUUCGAAUCUCACUGAUCUGAGGAUUGUUGGCUUGAAGGAGUCGUCAUUUAUGUAUCUAUUUGUGCCACUGACAGCAAACUGUCGUCUGAUAAAGCACUUGUGCAUAGAGACCUAUAAGCUCCUAGAUACCGUAGACAAUGUACACGGUUCAGGCUUGAUAGAGUUUGUGACCAACUCCCCCAACUUAACUUCUCUAAGGCUCAUUGGUUUCCGACUAACUGAUGAAGUGGCAUGUACUCUUGCUCAGAGUUCUCGUACACUGAAGUACCUGAAUUUGUCUAGAUCGCAUACAAUCAAAGGUCGUUUUCUGAGGGAUUUGGGAAAUAGCUGCAAAGAGAAUCCACUCAGGACUCUAAUAAUGCGCAACUGCCUUCAACUGCAGGAGAAAGAAGUUGUGGAACUCUGUAACUCAUUACUCAAAGGAAAGUUGAAAUCCAUUCGGCACAUUGAUGUUUCAAAUGAGAGAGGCUUAGCUUCUUCUGAUGGCGUGAGAUCUUACAAUCUAAAGUUUCCUCUUGAGAAGCUGAAAGAAAAACGAUCAGAUGUCACAUUUGUUGCGGAUUUUCCACUAUCAAAAAGGUCAGGGAUGCAUUAUCCUGUCUGCCAUGAAGAAGAUGGCGAAGAGCAGAGGGAGAUAGAGAUGUUGGAAGCUGGUUGGUCGUCUGACUCAUCCUCCUCUGAUUACUCAUCAGAAGAUGACUUGGGAUGAUGAUACAAACCAAGAUGACUUGGGAGGGGAUGUUUAUCUUUGAUUUUAGUCAAAGCUUGAAGACAUACAUGUUUAUUUGUUGGCAAAUUAUCUUCUUAUUUGCAACUGAAACAAAUACCAAAAACGACAAAUAAAAUAAAGACAUACAUGUAUUUCCGGUUUACCAUCUUGGUUCCGUUUGAUCUUCUGCAGUUUGGUUCUGUGCUCUCAUCAUUCACUACCCCGCCCUCCGAAAGUGUGCUUGUCCUUAAGAUCGAUGGUUGUCUCCUCAUUAUUUUGGAAGACUGUCAUCUAUGUCUGCACCUUCCAUGAGCAACAAUUGGCAAGUCCAACAUAUGUGCCCCGGUGUAUACCUUUCAUCACAGAUGAAACAUAGACCAAGACUACGCUUACAUUUUAUCAUACCCCAACUCAAAUGUCUUGGGUGCUUUUGCGAGGCUUGGUCAAAGAAUAAGAGUUAACUGAAGUACAUAAGUACGUGCCACACGGGCAAACCUAGGCCAUUAAUCUAGUGUGUGCA